Molecule: messenger RNA, 2287 nt
Organism: Manis javanica (Malayan pangolin)
Lineage: Eukaryota; Metazoa; Chordata; Mammalia; Pholidota; Manidae
Gene: ISLR
Product: immunoglobulin superfamily containing leucine rich repeat
Molecular function (GO): protein binding
Source: RefSeq, a predicted model, not a curated record
GCCGCAGAGAAGCAGUUGUUUUGCAGGAAGGAGGGAGUGUACGGGCGUCCCGGGCUCCCUCCCUUUCUGCAGCCUCCUCCCAGCAGACGGUCCCAGGCACCCUCUCUGGGAAGGGCCAGCACCAGCGUGCAACGUGAAGGUGCAGCAGGGGCCAGGCUGCCCCUUCCGCCAGCAUCCUUGUCUUCCCUUGGGCACCAUUGGUCCUGCACUGUCCCAGGCUAACUCCAUCCUUUGUUGCUUUUUGGUUCCAUCUUAGAAGAGCUUCACUUAACUAAGAAAGAGUAGUUUGAAGGAGGUAGGAUGCAGGAGCUACAUCUGCUGUGCUGGGUGGUCCUCCUGGGCCUGGGACAGGCCUGUCCUGAGCCCUGUGACUGUGGGGAGAAGUACGGCUUCCAGAUCGCUGACUGUGCCUACCGUGACCUGGAGGCUGUGCCGUCCGGCUUCCCAGCCAAUGUGACCACGUUGAGCCUAUCAGCCAACCAGCUGCCCAGCCUGCCAGAGGGUGCCUUCAGGGAGGUGCCCCUACUGCAGUCGUUGUGGCUGGCUCACAACGAGAUCCGCACGGUGGCUGCCGGUGCCCUGGCCCCUCUGGGCAAUCUCAAGAGCCUGGACCUCAGUCACAACCUCAUCUCUGACUUUGCCUGGAGCGACCUGCACAACCUCAGUGCCCUCCAGUUGCUCAAGAUGGAUAGCAACGAGCUGACCUUCAUCCCCCGAGAUGCGUUCCGCAGCCUCCGUGCCCUGCGCUCGCUGCAGCUCAACCACAACCGCCUGCACACACUGGCCGAGGGCACCUUCACUCCACUCACUGCGCUGUCUCACCUGCAAAUCAAUGACAACCCCUUCGACUGUACCUGUGGCAUCAUGUGGUUCAAGACGUGGGCCCUGACCAUGGCCGUGUCCAUCCCGGAGCAGGACAACAUCACCUGCAGUUCACCCCAGGUGCUCAAGGGCACACCACUGAACCGCCUCCUGCCACUGCCCUGCUCGACACCCUCAGUGCGGCUCACCUACCAGCCCAGCCAGGAUGGCGCUGAGCUGCGGCCUGGCUUCGUGCUGGUGCUCCACUGUGAUGUGGAUGGGCAGCCAGCCCCCCAGCUUCACUGGCACAUCCAGACGCCCGGCAGCACUGUGGAGAUUGCCAGCCCCAAUGUGGGUGCUGAUGGGCGUGCCCUGCCUGGUGCCCUGGCAGCCAGCAGCCGGCCACGCUUCCAGGCCUUUGCCAAUGGCAGCCUGCUCAUCCCCGAAUUUGGCAAGCUGGAGGAGGGCACGUACAGCUGCCUGGCCACAAAUGAGCUAGGCAGUGCAGAGAGCUCAGUGAACGUGGCGCUGGCCACUCCAGGCGAGGGUGGUGAGGAUGCGCUGGGGCACAGGUUCCGUGGCAAAGGGACCGAAGGUAAGGGCUGCUAUACAGUUGACAAUGAGGUCCAGCCAUCAGGUCCUGAGGACAACGUUGUCAUCAUCUACCUCAGCCGCACUGGGGGCUCUGAGGCCGCAGCAGCCAAAGGGGUCCCGGGGCAGCAGCCUGCAGGCCUUCUCCUGCUGGGCCAGCCCUUCCUCCUCCUCCUCCUCGCCUCCUUCUAGUCCCACCCACAGCCUCCGGAUUCCUCCCUCUGACCGUAGAUGUCCCUUUGCAGCGCUGCAGGAGUCUGGGGGUGGCAACUCCUGAGACCACAUGGGGGGCUUCACAUCUUCCUACCUCCCCUUUUCCUCUCUUCUGGAACACGCAUCACCUCCAACUUUUAGACUUGCCCAAAGCUAGUGACUAGGACAGAUUUGAUCCCAUGACUCACGGGCUAUGGUGCUAAUUGCUGCUAAUCACUGCGCAUGCUCCCAUCAGAGCGGCAUGCUAGCAGGCGAUGCCCUACAGAAGGGGGCCCGUCUCAGACGGAAUUCCAGGCCCAGGCCCUGACAAGCCGGUGAAGGCUGCGGGCGGAGGCCCGGGGCUUGACAGGGAGGUAGCCUGAAGCAGACAAGGCACAGGAGAGAGGAACAGGACUUCAGGGCAGUGGCUGGCGCGCCUCUGAGGCUCUCGGUGACCAGCUUGAACUCCUCUGCCUCUUGCCAUUCUCUGGUGGCGGGAGGGCUUGGCAGUCUCUGCUCUCAUCUCAGACAAGACCAAAGGACCCAGGACGGCCUUCGUCUGCUACCUGUCCUCCUCAGCCCAUGCCCCUCCUUCCUAGACAUCUGCCCCACCUUUCUCUCCAAGUAUGCAUCUGUGGAGGCCCCUCUGCAAGAAGGCCAGCCAUCCUGGGGGCAGCAGAAAAAUAAAGAGCAUUUCUGAUGC